Molecule: messenger RNA, 4242 nt
Organism: Dioszegia hungarica
Lineage: Eukaryota; Fungi; Basidiomycota; Tremellomycetes; Tremellales; Bulleribasidiaceae
Product: cleavage and polyadenylation specific protein
Exons: 19
Coding region: 1-4242 (1413 amino acids)
Cellular component (GO): mRNA cleavage and polyadenylation specificity factor complex; nucleus
Molecular function (GO): nucleic acid binding; protein binding
Source: RefSeq, a predicted model, not a curated record
AUGUAUGCUAUACACUCCACACUCCUCGCCCCAUCAGCAAUACAUCACACGCUUUACUUGCCGCACUUCACUCCCUCGACCAUCUACCCGUUACCUCACGCAUCGACGUCCACCGCAAAGGAUGUCAAGGUCGUCGGAAACCUCAUUGUCGGUGGUCUAUCGGACCUGAGGGUCUUUGAGAUCAGAGAAGAGCUGCGGCCGGUAGUGGCAGCCAAGGAUGGCGCUGAUGGCGAUGCUACGAUGCAAGGCGAGGGCGCCUUGGGGGACGGACAGCAAGUAGGGGAUAGCUUCUUUGACGGUCCUUCGCAAAGAGCGCCACUGGACUAUGAGACCCGCCGGACGCUGCACCACCUCACGACGCAUCAAGUGCACGGAACAAUCACUGGUCUUGCUGCUCUUCGGACCAUCGAUAGCAGCAUCGACGGGCUGGACAGGCUGCUCGUCUCGUUCAAGGAUGCCAAGAUGGCCAUCCUCGAAUGGUCGCGAGGUGAUAUAGCGACGGUGUCGCUACAUACGUACGAGCGGUGUCCGCAGAUGACGACCGGGGACAUGUCGACCUAUGUCCCCCGGCUGCGGACGGACCCCCUCUCGAGGAUUGCGCUGCUAUCGCUACCAGAUGAUGGACUGGCGGUGCUGCCUAUAGUGCAAGAGCAGUCCGAGCUGGAUCUGAUAGAGUCCUUCCCUCGUGAUGUCCCCUAUACCCCCUCCUUCGUCCUCGCCCUUUCUGACGUGUCCCCUACCAUCCGGAACCUCGCAGAUCUCGUCUUCCUCCCAGGCUACAACUCUCCCACUCUCGCUGUAAUCUACACCCCCACUCAGACUUGGGCGGGUCGGUACCAAUCUGCACGAGAUACCUUCAUCCUCGAAAUCCGCACUAUCGACCUCUCGGGCGGUUCCUACCCCCUCCUCACGCGCGUCGACUCUCUGCCUAGCGAUACGCUAUACAUCGUGCCCUGUCCGCGCGAGCUCGGCGGUGUCGUCUUGGUUACAACCACCGGGAUACUGCACGUCGACCAGAGCGGGCGGGUGGUGUGCGCGAGCGUCAAUGCUUGGUGGGCGUAUACGACCCGCCGGCCUUCCAACCGGGCAAACGAGCACCGAAAGCUCAGUCUGGAAGGGUCCAGGGCGAGCUUCGUCGGGGACAGAGAUAUGCUGCUCGUCCUGUCCACAGGCAGGGCGCAUCAGGUCCGGAUGGAGAUGGAUGGCCGGGCAGUGGGGUCUAUCAUUGUCGAGGAGGAAGUAGGGGUCUUGCCCCCUCCAUCGUCGAUAUCAAGGCUGGGCUCGGACAAGGUGUUUGUGGGAAGUCCGGAGGGCGACUCGGUCAUGUAUGAGAUCCAGAUGGUCAGAGAGAAGGUGGAUCAAGCUGAGGAGAGGAAACCAGAGAUAGAUAUGGAGGUAGACGAUGAUGACCUCUACGCCGACGCCGUACCCAUCGCCAAUGGAGCAGGCUCCGCGGCUGCGGAAGUCUUCACCGGUCCCGCCAAGCUGGAGCUGAGGGAGGCUGACCGCAUAACCGGGAUUGGAAAGAUUAUCGACAUGGACUUUGGGAUCGCAGUGACGGAUCAGGCGGUGCGGACGUAUCCUCAGCUGGUGACUAUUGGGGGAGGCAGCCGGACUUCGACCUUGAACGUCCUCAGGCGCGGGAUCCCCAUCAAUAAGCGUCGAAGAUUUAACGAACUCAGUACUGCCGAAGAUGUCUGGUUCCUCCCCAUUCACCGAAGGUCAGGAGUCAGCUCAGGCCCGAAUCCAAAGCAGCGUCAGGUCCCGGACGAACUGCGGACGACGUUGCUGCUCAGCUCGGAAGGGUCGCAGACUAGGGUGUUCGCUCUGUCGAACAAAGCAAAUCCCGAGCAAAUCGGCAGACUAUCGUCAAUCACUGUUCAAGCUGCGCCGUUCUUUGGCCGGUCAUGCGUUCUGCAUGUAUCGCCUCAUUCGGUGGACUUGCUCGAUGGCGAUGGAAAGCACUCGCAGAGUAUCUAUACGAGCGAAGACUCGCCGAUCGUCUCAGCGAGCAUCCUCGACCCUUAUGCGGUCAUCCGACGGGCAGAUGGACAGGCCAUAUAUCUUGUUGGCGAUGCUGCAGCGCGGAGUAUCUCUCAAGUGCCCUUCAUACCUGACGUUGAGGACCAACCCCUCGUCACAGCUAUCGAGGUCUUUUCCGACUCGACCGGCAUCUACCGCACCUUCGAGCAUCAGACUGGCAAGCCUGGACAAUCACGCCAGCCCAUCGAUCUCACCGGUAGCAGAAGCAGCAUCUCUCAUGCCGGCUCUCGCCAGACUGCGGCGGAGCAGAUCGAGCGGCUGCAGAAAGAGAAGCCGGCGAUCUCGGCGGGAGGCGCUUCUGUCGAGGAGAGCAUGCAGGCUGAGUUGGGGACGCAGUGGCUGGCGGUACUGUUGGCUACGGGGGAGCUCCAAAUACGCUCCCUUCCCGACCUGAGUUUGGCAUUCCAAUCUGAAGGUCUAGCGGCAAGUAACGCUACCUUCACGGACGACCUCCUCGAGGGCGGAUCUUCUGGAAUGCUUGAAGACCCCGACGAAGUCAAGCAAAUGCUCUUCCACCCUCUUGGCCGCGAGACUCUCCGACCUCAUCUUCUCGUUCUGCACAGAUCCGGCCGUUUGAAUACUUACGAAGCGCAACCCCGGUACACCCUCGAUACGCCCAACCUCCCACGCCGAUCCCUCGCGAUCCGAUAUCGCCGCGUCCACACCCAACUCCUCUCCAGCACCCAAGGCUCCAAGCUGUCGUACAAGAUGCACCCGUUCGCCGACCUCGAGGGGUACACGGGCGUGUUCGUGACGGGCGAAAAGCCCCAGUGGAUCAUCGGGAGCUCGAAGCAUACUGUGAGGAGCUUUGGGUUGAAGCAGGCCGCGGCUACAUUUGGGCGGACGACGCAUCUAGGAGGGAUGGGCGAGUACUUUACGAGGAUAGAAGAUGGCACAUUCAUCUGCUAUCUUCCCUCAACGUUAACGACCGACUUUGAGAUGCCGUGCGAUCGAUAUGAGAUGGAUCGGGUGUAUACGAAUAUCGCGUUUGACCCGCCUAGCGGACAUUAUGUCGGUGCGGCGGCGAUCACGGUGCCUUUCCAGGCGUACGACGAGGAGGGGGAGCCGCAGAUCGGGCCGGAGGGCGAGAACCUGGUUCCGCCGACGAAUGAGCGGUCGACGCUCGAGCUGUUCUCACAAGGCUCAGACCCAUGGCGCGUGAUUGACGGGUAUGACUUUGAUCAGAACGAGGUCGUCCUCUGUAUGCAGAGCGUCAACCUCGAAUCAUCAAGCAGUGAUAGCGGGUAUCGGGACUUUAUCGCCGUUGGGACAGGGUUCCACUUUGCCGAGGAUCGAGCGACCAGGGGUAAUACCUACAUCUUUGAGAUUGUCGAGACUGUCGGUCUGACCGCGAAGGAGAGUGGCUGGCGCUUGAAGAUGCGGGCAAAAGAUCCGGCCCGGAACCCCGUUUCCGCGCUUGGCAACAUCAAUGGGUAUCUCCUUAAUUCGAACGGACCCAAGCUCUACGCCAAAGGUCUGGACUACGACCAGCGACUCAUGGGUCUCGCCUUCCUCGAUGUCAACAUCUACAUGACGUCCAUCCGGGUCUUCAAGAACUUCAUCCUCGCUACCGAUCUGCUCAAGAGCAUCUGGCUCGUCUCGCUUCAGGAUGAACCGUACAAGCUCUCAGUUAUAAGUAAGGAUCUGCGGGAGGUCCACGCCCUCACUGGAGACUUUUUGGUCCAGGAGGGUCAGGUCACGUUCCUCAUCACGGACCGGAAAGGGGAUAUGCGGAUGCUAGACUUUGAUCCUGCCGAUUCUGAAUCGCUGAAUGGCGAGCGCCUGCUCUUGCGGACAGAGUACCAUAUGGGCGCCUCAGUGACAGUCUCCAAGAUGAUUGCGAGGCGGCGGACGACGGAUGAGGAGUUUGCGCCCCAGUCUCAGCUGGUAUACGGAACGGCCGAUGGCUCGCUUACCACCAUCGUGGCUGUCAAGCCAGCCCGUUUCAAGCGGCUACAGCUCGUAGCGGACCAACUUACACGAAACGCACAGCAUUCCGCGGGUCUCAAUCCGAAGGCGUUCCGAACCGUACAAAACGAUCUCCUUCCAAAACCGCUCACCCGUGGUAUCCUCGAUGGGCAGCUCUUGUCUCACUUUGCGCUGCAGCCGGUCAAGAGGCAGAGGGAGAUGAUGCGGCAGAUCGGGACGGAUGAGGUUACGGUGGCGAGUGAUCUGCAGGCGCUAGGCGGGUUCUGGUAG